AUGGAGGGCGCGAAUGAUUCCAAGCCAAGAGUCUACAGCAGUGUGACCGAGGGCAACGCCUCAUUCUCGCCUUUACUGAGGCUACCUCCCGAACUCAGGAUCCAAAUAUUCGAACAUGUACUGGCCAACAAGGUGAUCCAUGGUGGCCUCCGUCCUUGCCAGCCGAAUGAAGAUGGAGGCAUCACCUACUCAUCGAUUGCAUAUGACUUCGUUGAUCGAUACAAGCCCAUGUACGCAGUCUGCAAGUCGGUGGGUGUUCACUGGGAUCAUGCGUAUGCUGAGAGUUGCUCUCCACCGGCCGUCCUGGACCACAGCUAUACAGCCGAACAUCUGGCAUGUCACAGUAUCAUGAACGACUUGAGAUGGCAAAACUAUAUGGGCCGACCGGUCUUCAACUGCGAAUGUGCUCUCCGGCCAUGCUUCCACUUCUUCGCUCAUAGAAGGUCUUUGAUCGAGCAAUAUGGAGAGCCGCCUGAAGGUGUGCACAGGAUGCAUGCCGACACCAAACUACAUCUUAGUCUUCUCUUCGUCUGUCGGCAGUUCUACAAAGAGGCGGCACUCCUGCCUUACAGUGGUAACACGUUCGCAUUCAUGGUUCCGCUUGAUCUUAAUGUUUUCCUUGAAGAGGUUCUGCAAUCUUAUCAGCGAAAUGCCAUCCAGCACAUUCAAGCGUUCUUCGGGGCCAUGUCGAAACCGACGCUUCCUGGCAGGAUACCUUCUGGUCUUCAACAUCUCGAUUGCUACAUUCGCAUCAUUGAUUUCAACCUGGAAUCAGAAGAAUUCCGUGAGCCGGCGGAACUCGAAACUUGGAUUGGCGAAUUUGAAAAUGUCCAAGUCAUUGUUGGUGAUGGAGGCAUCAAGCCGAUCUCGAAAGACAAAUUAUUGCUGAGACGACACCACGACGAGGUUCUGUUUUAUCGGCUUCUCAGCUCUCCGACAUCGACUGACAUGUCGUCUACACCGGUCGUACGCGCUAAACACGAGCUGGAACGAGGAUCCAAGGAUAUCAAGCACUGUCGGUCCGAGGUCCAAGCAUGUAAAAAGAGCAUAAUAUCAGCUGGAAAUCAUCAGGUUGCUUUACAACGAUGGGUGUACAAAAUAUCCAGAUCGUCCUCUCUGGAACCCCGAGCAAACACAACGAAUUCGAUUCUGAUCAAACGCUUUCGCAUCGGAUGCGUGGAGGCGGUGUAUUGCGAGAGUCCCGAGAUCAAGAUCCUUGGUUUCGACCUUUGUGCGGCCUUUUCAAGCAGAAUUGAAACGCACGCUAGACCGAUUGUCAUGACGAUGAUGAUGACGGACUCCCCUGAUCAUGGCGAUUCAGAGCAAGUAAUUCGAGCGGAAGUACUAUUGCUGGCGCCAGGGGGUGUCACUUGCUGCGCACAUAGGGAUUUCAACCAUACGAAGAAGGGACCCACCGCAGCGGCGACUGACUGGCUCGUCGACGCAGACUACCAGCUGAAAGGUUUGAGUUUGCUUCACUCCAAAACUUCAAGGUUGACGUCACAUGCCAUCGCGUCGCAGGCCCUCUAUCUCUUCCAUGCUCUUCUCGAUCCUAGCUCGACUUUCAAUCAACCAUCAUCGACAAUAGACACAAAAACAAGAAGCAUCCAGAACGACAUGGCGGGAAUGGAUAAUAUACUGGUGGCCAAGAACAAGGACUUCAUCAGAGGCACUUUUGUCGCCGUGCUAGUCGGCGACGAGAAAGAGCGGUGUUUCGUACACAAGCGGCUCAUACAGCGUCGCGCUCUGAACCUCAAUAAGUUCAAGACCCCAGCUUUCGGCGAGUAUCUCUAUCCGCGCACCGGAGUCCCUACAUUCGAGCUAUACGUACAUCAUCUCUACACUGGCGAGAUCCAAUGUAGAAUUCCGUCUAAGAACUGGGACACCGAGAUACAAGAAGAAAUCCUCGUGGACUUGUACAAUUUGGCGCAUGAUCUUGGAGAUGACAUUACCAAGCACGCUGUGCUGAAGGCCUUCCUCGAAGAGGCGAAGAGGUCGCGCAGUCUGGGCAGGGAUAUCGCACCAAGCCAAUCUACUUUGAAUAAGGUCAAUCGCUCACUUAGCUUCGAUGAGCCGUUAUGCCACUUGCUCAUCGACCUGUGUGUGUGGGAGAAGGAAUUCGACGCGGGCUUAUACGAGGGCAUACCGGCAGAGUUCACCAUUGAGGUGUUGAAGAGGGCUUGCGAGAAGCUGCAGAAAGGCGACACCAAGAGCGUCAUCGACAAGACCUGCUGCGACUAUCGUGCGCUGAAGGAUAACCAGCAGUGCGGCAGCAAGAAGCGCAAGCGAAGCGAGGCCGAAGAUCUGCGAAGAGGAACAACCGUCUUUCGGCUCAGCAGCAAUUGCAACAAGGCUAUGAAUCUCCUAUGGUUGACAAUGGCGCUACGAAAGCGUUGGGAUACAUCCCCAGUACAAGUUCCCGUCAUUCUUGAACGCUUUGGCACUACCCAGAUCCACGACUCAACAUUGCCGUAUGGCGGAUCAGGCUGCCGCUUCAAUGAGAUCGUCAGAUCACAUUGCUUGUCGCUUACUGUCAGAACUGGACUUCACUUCACUUACGCAGCUUGUGCCUCACGUUUCCACACAGUAAAUUUUGUCACAUGCUUAUCUGCGGAAGGCAGGAAGGGCUGGCUUGGCAGCUGCCUCCGCAAGGAAGGCACACACGAAGCGUCGGGAAGGAGACAGCGCUGGAGCCUGGCUGGUGUCAACAGACGGAUGACAGUCUUGGCCUUUUCAAUCCAUACCACAUUCCACCACCCACACUGCAUCGCCUCCAAUUCCACCACAGAGAACAACACAAUGCCUGAACAGCAGGAUCCACUUACAGCUUUCUCUGCCAAGCUAUCAGAGUACUGUUCGCUGACAUCUCGAAGCAUAGAUGGUGCCACUGUCGCUGUCCACGUUGCCACCGGAGGAACGUGUUUUGUGCACAAAUCGCUGCUAGAGCGACGUGCACCCAAGAUCAAGAACUAUUUCAGAAAAAAGUCCCUAACCUACGAUCUGACCCUUGUCGACCAAUCCGAAGUAUUUGAGGUAUACGUGCACUAUCUCUACACCGGCGAGAUCCAGUGCAAAGAGGCCGGUGUCUAUGGGUGGGAGGAGCAAAAUGAAGCACUUGUCGACUUCUAUGUACUAGCGGAGAAGCUUGGCGAUGGGGUUGCCAUGCACGCUGCAAUGCGAGCACUUCUCAGAGUCUUCAAAGUUCGUCGGGCCACUGGAUCGUCGGACGCUUGGCCCGAAAACUUGCCGCUACAGCUUGCUCACGACGCCACCGACACGGAUUCACCAUUGUGCAGAAUGAUGGUCGAUCUAUGCGUGUGGUGCGCAGAUCCGCAGGCUCAGGAUCUGGAUCUGCCUCAGGAGCUUGCAAAUGAGGUCAUGAGGACGGCUUUCGAGAGGUGGAGAAGAGGCGAGAGUCAUCUGAAGGGCGCUGAUACUGCGACUUGCUGUGACUACCAUCAGCUCGAAGAUGGUCAGCAGUGCGGAAGUAAGAAGCGGAAGCGCAGCGAGAACAGUCAAAUCAAGGGCCGCGUUGGACUGGCACAGACAUGCUCGCCAGGCCAGACUUAA
This is a messenger RNA of Pseudocercospora fijiensis CIRAD86, 3570 nucleotides long. RefSeq lists its product as uncharacterized. The transcript has 12 exons. Bases 1 to 3570 code for a protein of 1189 amino acids. Gene Ontology annotation, molecular function: protein binding. The record is from RefSeq and is a predicted model, not a curated record. NCBI's taxonomy places the organism in Eukaryota, Fungi, Ascomycota, Dothideomycetes, Mycosphaerellales, Mycosphaerellaceae.